AUGAAACGUUUCCCGACCCUUGCAGUUCGAGAUGACCAUUCAAGAGUUAUACUGAGAACCGAGUCGGCAUCAGGCUACAUAAAUGCUAACUAUAUCGAGGGUGCACACAGAAAUAACGAGUACAUCGCAGCACAAGGACCUAAGCAGAAUACACUUGUUGAUUUUUGGACAAUGAUUUGGCAGGAAAAUGUGUCUUCCAUCGUAAUGCUCACAAACCUGCAAGAAGGAACAAAAAUAAAAUGCACUCAAUAUUGGCCGGAUGUAAAUAAGAAAAUCGACUACGGACCUGUGUCUGUGAAAAUGACGGAGGAAAAGGAGUAUGCAUUCUACAUUUUACGAAAGAUGUCUGUGAGUCAUAAUGAGAAAUUACGAACGGUGACUCAACACCAUUACACGGCGUGGCCAGACCAUGGAACCCCGGAACCUCUCUAUCUUGUUGUCUUCCUUGAUCACGUGACCAGGUCAGGGACCAUUCAGAAUAACUUUCCAACAGUUGUACACUGCAGUGCAGGAAUAGGUAGAACAGGGACAUAUGUAGCGUUGGACGCUUUAGAGGAGAUUGGACGAAAGAAAAAGAAAGUAAACGUAGCAGAAUUUGUCAAAAAGAUGAGAGAAAGCAGGAUGAAUAUGGUCCAAACCUACGAACAGUACAUGACGAUUUAUCUUGCUUUGAAUGAAGUAAUUAAAUCCCCAGUUAAAAUCAUCACGCUUGAAGACUUUACCAAAAAGAUAGCAGCCCUGGAAACUGACAUACCAGCCAAUCAGAAUAUGUUACGCAAAGAAUUCCAGAUGUUGAUGAAGAUACGACCUGUAUACACUGAUGCUGAUUAUAAAAUAGCCAAGGAAAAUUGUACAGAUGGAAGUUCUACAGGUUUAUUACCUUUGGAUAAAUACUGUGUUCACCUUUCAAAUAUGGUUCCGAAUGGAGGAAACUUCAUCAAUGCUCUAUAUGUUCCGUCGUUUACUAAGAGUAGAGCGUUUAUUGCAACGCAGUAUGCAACAGCUGAGGAUGCUGUACAAUUCUUGUCCCUGAUCAAUGAUCACGAGUCUGACAUUGUCAUCUGUAUGGAUCCAUUGAACACAAUUGAACCGAUGAUGGCAUGGUUACCAACCACGUCUUCCUCUACAACAGUUCCUCCCUUUAUUGUUUAUUUUAAAUCCAAAACUGAAACUGAUGUCAAGAGCAGCAUCUUUCAGAUCCAGCAGAAAAAUAGCAAGAUAGUGGCCCGUAAAGUUACGUUUGUAGAGCCGAAAUUCAACAUCAAUGCAUCCGGAACACCUCUGGAUAGUUCUCAACUUCGAAAUCUGGUUUCGGUCGCUCUUGGUGUGGAGACAGAAAAUCCUGUCGUCAUUGUCAGCAGUGAUGGAGCUUCCCUUUGUGGCGCCCUUUGUGCAGUACAUAACGUGAUACAACAAAUCAACAUGGAUGACAAUGUAGAUGUUUUUACAUCCGUCAGACAACUGCAAGUUCGAAGGCCGGAGUUUUGCUCCAGUCUUGAUGAGUAUCGUCUAGUCAACAAAGCAGUAAAUGAUCACAUACAAAGAAGCACUGAAAACAUGUAUUCUAAUCAAUAAAGGAGCCAGAGACAAAGAAAUGAUAUCAUGAUAUAUAUAUUUAUCACCGCUAAAUUACUUUUAAUGAAAAUCAGAUUCCCGGAAUCAAUUUACAGAGGAGUAUUCAUUUUAAGUAACAUUUCUUUUCUAUUUAUGAUGUACAUUAUCUUGA
Saccostrea echinata is the source of this 1726-nucleotide messenger RNA. Its product is annotated as receptor-type tyrosine-protein phosphatase gamma-like. Gene Ontology annotation, molecular function: protein tyrosine phosphatase activity. Gene Ontology annotation, biological process: protein dephosphorylation. The transcript is spliced from 15 exons. NCBI's taxonomy places the organism in Eukaryota, Metazoa, Mollusca, Bivalvia, Ostreida, Ostreidae. The coding region runs from base 1 to 1575 and encodes 524 amino acids. The record is from RefSeq and is a predicted model, not a curated record.